This is a messenger RNA of Stegostoma tigrinum, 2689 nucleotides long. It is a transcript of the gene atad3, whose product is annotated as ATPase family AAA domain containing 3. Gene Ontology annotation, biological process: mitochondrion organization. The coding region runs from base 34 to 1842 and encodes 602 amino acids. The record is from RefSeq and is a predicted model, not a curated record. Gene Ontology annotation, cellular component: mitochondrion. Gene Ontology annotation, molecular function: ATP binding; ATP hydrolysis activity; zinc ion binding. The transcript is spliced from 16 exons. NCBI's taxonomy places the organism in Eukaryota, Metazoa, Chordata, Chondrichthyes, Orectolobiformes, Stegostomatidae.
GGUGAGCGCGCUGAGUCGCGUGUGGGAGCCGCCAUGUCUUGGAUCUUCGGUUUGAACAAGGGGAGUCAGCAAUCAGGCUCCGGUGACACAGGAUCCUCACUACCGCCCGUGCCUCCAGCUUUACCCCCUGCCGGCGGCGGAGGAGGAGGAGGAAACGAUGGCUCUGACCGCGACCGGCACAAAGACAAAUGGACCAACUUCGACCCGACCGGCCUGGAACGCGCAGCCAAAGCGGCCCGGGAUCUGGACUCAUCCCGUCACGCCAAGGAUGCGCUGGAUCUCUCUCGGUUACAGGAGCAAACCCUCCAACUGGAGCAUCAAAGCCGCAUCAAGGAAUAUGAAGCUGCUGUGGAACAACUAAAAAGUGAUCAAAUCAAAGUGCAGGGAGAAGAGAAGCGGAAAACACUUGCCGAAGAAACGAGGCAACACCAGGCACGAGCUCAGUAUCAGGACAAACUGGCAAGACAACGCUAUGAUGACCAACUCCGCCAGCAGCAAUUAUUGAAUGAGGACAAUUUGAGGAAACAAGAGGAAUCAGUUCAGAAACAGGAAUCUAUGCGAAGAGCCACCAUUGAACAUGAGAUGGAGCUCCGACACAAGAAUGAGAUGCUACGAAUUGAGGCUGAAGCUAAGGCCCGUGCAAAGGUUGAGCGUGAGAAUGCUGAUCUGGUUAGAGAACAAAUCCGGUUGAAAGCUGCAGAGCAUCGUCAGACUGUCCUUGAUUCCAUUAAGACAGCUGGUGCAGUGUUCGGAGAAGGAUUCCGUGCCUUUGUUUCCGACUGGGACAAAGUGACAGCUACAGUGGCUGGUCUCACACUACUGGCUGUGGGUGUUUACUCUGCCAAGAAUGCUACAGGAGUCGCUGGACGAUACAUUGAGGCUCGACUGGGUAAACCAUCCCUGGUUCGUGACACCUCCCGCAUCACGUUAGUGGAAGCACUGAAGCACCCAAUCAAAGUUGGUAAACGUGUGAUGAGCAAGCCACAGGAUGCGCUGGAAGGAGUGGUGUUGAGUCCCAAAUUGGAGGAACGUGUCAGAGAUAUUGCCAUAGCAACCCGAAACACCAAAAGCAACAAAGGACUAUACCGAAAUAUCCUAAUGUAUGGGCCUCCGGGUACAGGGAAAACCCUGUUUGCUAAGAAACUAGCUGCACAUUCCGGUAUGGAUUAUGCUAUUAUGACAGGUGGUGAUGUGGCUCCUAUGGGUCGUGAGGGUGUCACAGCCAUGCACAAAGUCUUUGACUGGGCAUCCACCAGCAGGAGAGGGCUUUUGCUGUUUGUGGACGAGGCGGACGCAUUCCUUCGAAAGAGAGCAACAGAAAAAAUUAGCGAAGACCUGAGAGCAACGUUGAAUGCAUUCCUGUACCGGACAGGGGAGCAGAGUAACAAGUUUAUGCUGGUGUUGGCUAGCAAUCAACCAGAGCAGUUUGACUGGGCCAUCAAUGAUCGUAUUGAUGAAAUUGUUAACUUCGAUCUGCCAGGACCGGAAGAGAGGGAGCGACUGGUCAGGCUAUAUUUUGACAAAUUUGUCCUGAAACCAGCCACAGAGGGGAAACAGCGCCUGAAAGUGGCACAGUUUGACUAUGGCAAGAAAUGCUCUGAGCUUGCUAGAGUGACUGAAGGGAUGUCGGGCAGAGAGAUUUCCAAACUUGGAGUAGCCUGGCAGGCUGCAGCGUAUGCCUCUGAAGAUGGUGUUCUGACUGAGGCAAUGAUCGAUUCCAGGGUCACCGAUGCGAUUCGGCAACACAAGCAGAAAAUGGAAUGGCUGAAGAAUGAGGGCAGGGAGAAGACUAAAGAUGUAGAGCAUCUUGUGCCAACCUUUCCAGAAGGCACACUGGUCUGAGUAUCAAUCAGAACAACGACUGUCCCCUGCAACUGAGCUAAGAACCCUGGAAUUGAACUGACCUGCACCAACGUAAAAACAUGCUUGAAUAUGCACUCUGCACUCUUAAGGGGUAUUCGUCAAUGACUGUCCAGUGAUAUGAACAGCUUUAUACAAGAGUUAAUCCAGACAGCAGUCAGUUGAUGCUCUGUUGGACCUCCAGCUUGCACUCAGCAGAUUGUCUGUCUGUACAUUUUGUAACUGGUAGAAAGCAGCUUGUUAAUGAGAGGAGAUGUGAAGUGGCAUUUCUGUCAGUCUCUGUCUGUCACAUCAGCUGUAGCAUACGUGCCCUGUCAUUAACAGGGUAUUCACUGUUUAGCCUGACCUGGGAAGAGCAUGUGAUGGCGAACUCUGUGUGCAAUCAAGUAUCCAUGUGGAGGAAAUGUUUUGCGUUAUUGUGGUGUGUUUUGGUUCUGGGCUUCUGUCAGCACUGGCCGUGAUCUGUAAUCUACAGUUGGAUUCAUCAUGUUUGAGACCGAAUCCCUGAUUGUCCACCUACCUCAAAUAUAUUUCUGGAAAUGAACAUUUUCUUUCAUCUUUCAAUAGCAAUACCUACAGAUUCGCUGCCAGGUUACAGUUGUGGUAAAAGUUAAUUAUUGGUUCACAGCUCAGAGGAUCACUGAACUGAGUUUUACUGUGAGAAAUUGAAGCUGCCAUUUAACAGUCACUGAACUUUUCAAAUAAAGAGGAGUGAGGGCUAUCUAGAAAGUCCCAGCUCCUCCUGCAUUGUUAAGUAUAAUUCCAUACAGUUGUACCAUGUUAAUGUCAUCUGUAUAGAAAUAAAUUAGGCUGAUGGCUGAGCCCUUUA